Molecule: messenger RNA, 8978 nt
Organism: Hyaena hyaena (striped hyena)
Lineage: Eukaryota; Metazoa; Chordata; Mammalia; Carnivora; Hyaenidae
Product: epiplakin-like
Biological process (GO): intermediate filament bundle assembly; wound healing
Cellular component (GO): keratin filament; membrane; cell junction
Molecular function (GO): keratin filament binding; structural molecule activity
Source: RefSeq, a predicted model, not a curated record
AUGAAUGGCCACGCCUCUCCCCCUCUUGAUGUACUGGUCACCGACGGCACCGAGCCGGCCGUCGUCCCCAAGACCACGAAGGCCAUGCCGGGAACCAGCACCCCCUCCGGGCCCCAGUCUGCCCAGCCCAAGAUCAUCGCCGGGGUGUACGUGGAGGCCUCCGGCCAGGCACAGAGCCUCUACGCUGCCAUGAAGCAGGGCCUCCUGCCGGCCGAGCUGGGGCUGGCGCUGCUGGAGGCCCAGGCGGCCACCGGAGGCCUUGUGGACCCCACGCAAGGCUGCUCCCUCCCUGUGUCUGAGGCCCUGCGGCAGGGCCUGGUCGGCCUGGAGCUCAAGGAGAAGCUGCUGGUGGCCGAGCGCGCCGUCACCGGCUACCCCGACCCCUACGGCGGCGAGAGGCUGGCGCUCUUCCAGGCCAUCGGGAAGGAGGUGGUAGACAGAGCGCUGGGCUGGGGCUGGCUGCAGGCCCAGCUGGCCACGGGGGGCCUGGUGGAUCCCGUCCGGGGCACGCGAGUGGCCCCGGGGCCGGCCUGCAUGCAGGGCCUCCUGGGUGAGGAAGCGUGGCGUGGCCUGUCUGACAGCAAGGCCAGCGACGGCGGCCCCGGCUUCCUGGACCCCAACACGCUGGAGCGGCUGCCGUACGGCGAGCUGCUGGGCCGCUGCGUGAGGGCCCCGGGCACGGGGCUGGCCCUACUGCCCCUCACGACCACUUUCCACACCCUGAGCGGGGCAGCGAGCUUGGCCGAGCUGCUAGAGGCGGGGGUCCUGGAUGAGGAGGCCGCCCGGGGCCUUCGGGAGGGCAAGCUGCCGGCCCGGGCGCUGAGCACGAGGGCCGACGUGAGGCGGUACCUGCAGGGCACCGGGGGGGUCGCGGGGGCCGUCCUGCUGCCCGCAGGCCACAAGAAGAGCUUCUACCAGGCCGCCACCGAACACCUGCUCCCGAUGGGCACGGCGCUCGCGCUCCUGGAGGCCCAGGCCGCCACCUGCACGCUGGUGGACCCGGCCACCGGCCAGCGGCUCCGCGUGGAUGAGGCGGUCAGGUCAGGCCUGGUCGGCCCAGAGCUCCACAGGCAGCUCCUGGUGGCGGAGGAGGCCGUGACGGGGUACCGUGACCCCUUCAGCAGCACCCGAGUGCCUCUCUUCCAGGCCAUGAAGAAGGAGCUGGUGGACAGGCCUCUGGCCUUGCGGCUCCUUGAUGCCCAGCUGGCCACAGGUGGGCUAGUGUGUCCGGCCCGCAGGCUCCGGCUGCCCCUGGAGGCCGCCCUGCGCUUCGGAUGCCUGGACGAAGAGACUCAGCAGUGUCUCUCCCAGGCCACUGGCUUCUGGGACCCCGGCACGCAGGAAAGCCUGGGCUAUGAGCAGCUGCUGGCCCACUGCGUCACCGACCCAGAGACGGGGCUGGCCUUCCUUCCCCUCCUGGGGGGCGCCCUUGCGGAGGAGCCCCGAGGACUCCCAUUCAUUGACCACAGCACCCGGCAGGCCUUGAGCGAGGCCGUGAGCACCGUCUCCGCGGGGCCGUUCCAGGGCCGGCCCGCAUCUCUCUGGGAGCUGCUCUUCUCAGAGUCCAUCCCCGUGGAGCAGAGGGCGGCACUGGCCCAGCGCUACAAGGAAGGCACCAUCUCGCAGGAAGAACUGGCCGCCGUGCUGAGGGCCACCCUCGAGCAGGCUGCGGCCGCGGCCAGGACCACCUUUACCGGCCUGAGGGCGCCUGUGACAGCAGGCGAGCUGCUGAGAGCAGAGAUCAUCGACCAGGACGUGUACGAGCGGCUGGAGCGAGGACAGGCCACGGCCCAGGAGGUGGCCCAGCUGGGCGCGGUGCGCAGGUACCUGCAGGGCACCGGCUGCGUCGCGGGCGUGCUGCUGCUGGGCUCCCGGGAGCGGCUGGCCGUCUACGAGGCCCGCGGGAGGGGGCUCCUCAGGCACAGCUCCGCCCUCAUCCUCCUGGAGGCGCAGGCGGCCACGGGCUUCAUCCUCGACCCAAAGGCGAACAAGAGAUACUCUGUGGCGGAGGCUCUGAGGGCUGGCCUCAUCGGGCCCGAUGUGUUUGCAAAGCUGCUGUCGGCCGAGCGCGCCGUCACCGGCUACACCGACCCCUACACCGGGGAGCGCAUCUCCCUCUUCCAGGCCAUGAAGAGGGACCUCAUCGUGCGCGACCACGGCGUCCGCCUGCUGGAGGCCCAGAUCGCCACGGGCGGCAUCAUCGACCCGGUGCACAGCCACCGCCUGCCCGUGGACGUGGCCCACCAGCGCGGCUACUUCGACGAAGAGAUGAGCCGCGUCCUGGCGGACCCGAGCGACGACACCAAGGGCUUCUUCGACCCCAACACGCACGAGAACCUCACCUACCUGCAGCUGCUGGAGCGCUGCGUGGAGGACCCCGAGACGGGCCUGCGCCUGCUGCCCCUGAAGGGAGCACAGCCCCCCGUCGUGGAUGGCGCCACCCGACAGGCCUUCCAGAGCCUGCUGCUGUCGGUGAAGUUCGGGCGCUUCCAGGGCCAGAGGGUUUCCGCGUGGGAGCUGAUCAACUCCGAAUACUUCAGCGAGGACCAGAGGAGGCAGUUCCUGCGGAAGUACCGGCAGCGCAGCCUCUCCCUGGCGCAGGUGGGACAGUGGCUGGAGAGGGAGAUGGGGAGGUGGGCGGACGUCUCGCUGCCCGGGCUGCGGGGCCGGGUCACGGCCUACCAGCUCUGGGAGGCCCGUGUCAUCGGCCGGGAGCUCCUGGAGCGGGUGCUGGAGGGGACGGUCAGCCCCGAAGCCCUCCUCCGCACGGACGGCGUCCAGAGGUGCCUGCAGGGCUCCGGCGCCCUCGGCGGCGUGCUGCUGCGGCCCUCCGGCCGGCGGCUCAUCCUGUACGAGGCCGUGAAGCAGAAGGUGCUGGCGCCGGGGGUGGCCCUCGCGCUGCUGGAGGCGCAGGCGGCCACCGGAGCCCUCAUCGACCCCCACAGCCUGGAGACCCUGUCGGUGGAGGAGGCCGUGCGCAGGAAGCUGGUGGGGCCGGAGCUGUACGGGCAGCUGAGACAGGCCGAGGACGCUGUCACCGGCUUCAGAGACCCCUUCUCUGGGAAGCGGGUGUCCCUAUUCCAGGCCAUGAAGAAGGGGCUCGUCCCUGAGGAGCAGGCCGCCCGGCUCCUGGAUGCCCAGCUGGCUACCGGCGGGGUCGUUGACCCCAUGGCCCACGUCCACCUCCCCACGCCCGUGGCCACCCGGCGAGGCCACAUAGACCAGGACACGGAGCACGCCCUGUCCGGCUCGCCCGAGACCUUCCCCGCCCCGGACGGCCGGGGACGCACCAGCUACGCCCGGCUCCUGGCGCAGUGUCACAGGGACGAGGCUUCCGGCCUCCCCCUCCUGCCCCUGCCCGAAAGCGCCCCGGCCGGCCCCACCGACGAGCAGGUCCGGGAGACUCUGCGGGCGCAGCAGGGGACCCAGGACGGCAAGUCCCUCUGGGAGCUGCUGGGCUCUGGCCACUUCACUGACGAGCAGCGGAAGAGCUUGCUGGAGGACUUCAGGUCGGGGAGGACCACCCUGCAGCAGCUGCAGGGAGCUGUGCACAAGUGGGUGCGGGAGGCAGAGCUCCUGGCACGGGCUCGUGUCACGGUGCCCGGCCCCAGGGGCGAGGUUCCUGCCGUCUGGCUGCAUGACGUCGGCAUCAUCACCCCGGAGACCCUGGCGGCCCUGGCUCAGGGCACACGGUCACCUGCGGAGGUCGCCGAGGAGCCCGCCGUGAAGACCCGUCUGUGGGGCACGGGCUGCGUGGCGGGCCUGCUGCUGCAGCCGGCGGGGACCAAGGCCAGCAUCGGCCAUGCUGUGAGGGACGGCCUGCUGCCUGAGGGGCUGGGGCAAAGGCUGCUGGAGGCCCAGGUGGCCUCUGGUUCCCUCGUUGACCCUCUGACCAGCCAGAGACUGUCUGUGGAAGGCGCAGUGAAGGCGGGCCUGGUGGGCAGGGCGCUGAGCGAGCAGCUGCAGCAGGCCGCCGGGGCCGUGGCCGGGUACGCCGACCCCUACUCGGGAGGCUCCCUGUCACUGUGGCAGGCCAUGGGGAAGGGGCUGGUGCCCCAAAGUGAGGGCCUCCGGCUUCUGCAGGUGCAGCUGGCCACAGGGGGCGCGGUGGACCCCGUGCACGGGGUGCACCUGCCCCAGGAGGCAGCUUGCAGGCUUGGGCUCCUGGACGAGCAAGUCAGCCGGGUCCUGACCUCAGCAUCCGAGGACAACAAGUUCUUCUUCGACCCAGGCACACGGGACAGGGUGACGUACAUGCAGCUCAAGGAUCGCUGUGUCUUGGACGGGGACACCGGCCUGCGGCUGCUGCCGCUCACCCCGGACACGGUGCUGGAGGUGGAUGAGCACACGACAGUGGCCCUGAGGGCCAUGAAGGUGCCCGUCAGCACCGGGAGGUUCGAAGGUCUCAGCGUGUCGCUGUGGGACCUGCUGCACUCAGAGUACGUCGGCGUCCAGCAGCGGCGAGAGCUGGCAGCACUCUGCCGCUCAGGGAGGGCCGCAGCCCUGCGCCAGGUGGCCGUGGCGGUCGCCACCCUGGUGGAGGCGGCAGAGAGGCAGCCCUCGCAGGCCACCUUUAGAGGCCUUCGGAAGCAGGUGUCAGCCAGCGACUUGUUCAGGUCCCAGCUCAUUGACAAGCAGACACUGGACGAGCUAAAUCGGGGGAGAAAGACGGUGCAGGAGGUGACAGAGAUGCACGGCGUGAGGCGGUACCUGGAAGGAGGCAACUUCAUUGCUGGGGUUCUCGUCCAGGGCACGAAGGAGAAGAUGAGCAUCUCCGAGGCCCUGAGGAGGCACAUCCUGCGGCCCGGCACGGCCCUGGUGCUGCUGGAGGCGCAGGCGGCCACGGGCUUCGUCAUCGACCCCGUGCGCAACCAGAGGCUGUCCGUGGAGGAGGCGGUGGCCGCGGGCGUGGUGGGCGGCGAGAUCCAGGAGAAGCUGCUGUCGGCCGAGCGCGCCGUCACCGGCUACACCGACCCCUACACCGGGGAGCGCAUCUCCCUCUUCCAGGCCAUGAAGAGGGACCUCAUCGUGCGCGACCACGGCGUCCGCCUGCUGGAGGCCCAGAUCGCCACGGGCGGCAUCAUCGACCCGGUGCACAGCCACCGCCUGCCCGUGGACGUGGCCUACCAGCGCGGCUACUUCGACGAAGAGAUGAGCCGCGUCCUGGCGGACCCGAGCGACGACACCAAGGGCUUCUUCGACCCCAACACGCACGAGAACCUCACCUACCUGCAGCUGCUGGAGCGCUGCGUGGAGGACCCCGAGACGGGCCUGUAUAUGUUACAAAUUGUAAAGAAAGGAGAGACCUACGUUUAUACGGAUGAAGCCGCGAGACAAGCCCUGCAGUCCCGAACUACAGACAUGCAUGUGGGGACGUUUGCCAAUCAGAACGUCUCCUUCUGGGACCUGCUCUCCUCUCACUACUUCCCAGAGGAAAGGAAGUGGGAGCUCAUCCAGGAGUACAGAGCCCAGAGGCUCCCCCUCGAGCAGCUGCUGGAGAUCAUCACUGCUACGGUGGAAGAAAUGGAAAAGCAGUACCAGCUCAUCCAAGCUCCAGGCAUCGGGGGGCAGGUGACGGCUGCAGACUUAUUUAACUCUGGAAUCAUCGAUAAAAGGACUCUGCAUGUGCUGCACAGGGAGACGCAGGGGGGGCAGGGCCUCAGCAGGCUGCCCCAGGUGAAGACCUAUCUGGAAGGCAGCGGCUGCAUCGCAGGGCUGACAAUACCAUCCACCCAAGAGGUGAUGAGCCUCCAUGAAGCCAGCAGGAAAGGACUCAUCCCCUUGGGCUUCGCGGCUCAGCUGCUGGAGGCGCAGGCGGCCACUGGGUUCCUGCUGGAUCCCCACAGCCGCAGGAGGCUGUCUGUGCACCAGGCCGUGGCUGAGGGGCUGGUGGGCGAGGAUUUGCAGGAAAGGCUUCUGGACGCUGAGUAGGCCGCUCAUGGCUACACAGACCCAGUCACGGGUGACAAAGUCCCACUGUUCCAGGCCAUGAAAAAGAAGUUAGUCAAACGGGAGGAGGCGCUCAGACUGCUGGAGGUGCAGGUGGCCACGGGGGGCGUCAUUGAUCCCCUGCACCACCACCGGCUCCCGCUGGACGAGGCCUACAGACGCGGGUGUCUGCACGAGCACACAUACCCCCUCGUUUCAGAUCAGAAGCACAUGAAUAAAAGGUUUGUGGAUCCAAACACUCAGGAGAGGGUCACCUACCGACAGCUGCAGGAAAGGAGCCAAACGGAGGUGGGGACAGGCUGGGCUCUCUUCCCGCUGCUCGAGAGUCAACACGCCGCUGCCUAUGUCGACGAGCCCACCAGGAGGGCCCUGGAGGCAGAGCGGGUGGACGUGCAAGUGGGAAGGUACAAGAACCAGAGGCCAUCACUGUGGGAGAUCCUGAACUCAGAAUAUGUGACGGAGGAGAUGAAGCUCCACUUGAUUGGGGAAUACAAAAGAGACACAGCGAAAGCAUUAGAAAAGGUAGUGAAUAUCAUUUUAGAACUGAUAGAUGAGAAGGAAAAAGGUAAGAAACAAUUGUGGUUCCGAGGAUUCAGAAAACAAAUCACAGCUGCCGAACUGUUCCAUUCAGGGAUAAUCACCGAGAAGAUGCUAGAAGAUCUGGACAAGGGAGCCAGCACCACGGAGGUCAUCAGAAAGGACGAACGGGUCAAACGCUACCUGGAGGGCACGAGCUGCAUCGCGGGCGUGCUGGUGCCCGCCAAGCACGAGCCGGGCCGGCAGGAGAAGAUGAGCAUCUACCAGGCCAUGUGGAAGGGCGUCCUGCGGCCCGGCACGGCCCUGGUGCUGCUGGAGGCGCAGGCGGCCACGGGCUUCGUCAUCGACCCCGUGCGCAACCAGAGGCUGUCCGUGGAGGAGGCGGUGGCCGCGGGCGUGGUGGGCGGCGAGAUCCAGGAGAAGCUGCUGUCGGCCGAGCGCGCCGUCACCGGCUACACCGACCCCUACACCGGGGAGCGCAUCUCCCUCUUCCAGGCCAUGAAGAGGGACCUCAUCGUGCGCGACCACGGCGUCCGCCUGCUGGAGGCCCAGAUCGCCACGGGCGGCAUCAUCGACCCGGUGCACAGCCACCGCCUGCCCGUGGACGUGGCCCACCAGCGCGGCUACUUCGACGAAGAGAUGAGCCGCGUCCUGGCGGACCCGAGCGACGACACCAAGGGCUUCUUCGACCCCAACACGCACGAGAACCUCACCUACCUGCAGCUGCUGGAGCGCUGCGUGGAGGACCCCGAGACGGGCCUGCGCCUGCUGCCCCUCACAGACCAGGCUGCCAAGGGUCGGGAGCUGGUCUACACCGACUCGGAGGCCCGGGACGUGUUCGAGAAAGCCACCGUGUCUGCGCCAUUUGGCAAGUUCCGGGGCAAGACGGUGACCAUCUGGGAAAUCAUCAACUCCGAGUACUUCACGGCAGAGCAGCGGCGGGAUCUGGUGCGGCAGUUCCGCACGGGCAAGGUCACCGUGGAGAAGAUCAUCAAGAUCGUCAUCACGGUGGUCGAGGAGCACGAGCAGAAAGGGCAGCUCUGCUUCCAGGGUCUGCGGGCCCUGGUCCCUGCUGCCGAGCUGCUCGAGAGCGGUGUCAUCGACCGCGACCUCUACCGCCAGCUGCAGAAGGGCGAGCGCUCAGUGCAAGAGGUGGCCGAGGUGGAUGCUGUGCGGCGGGCCCUGCGGGGUAGUGACGUCAUCGCAGGGGUGUGGCUGGAAGAGGCAGGACAGAGGCUGAGCAUCUACGAGGCCCUGAAGAAAGACUUGCUGCAGCCGGAGGCAGCUGUGGCACUUCUGGAGGCCCAGGCUGGCACCGGGCACGUCAUCGACCCCGCCACAAGCGCCCGGCUCACCGUGGACGAGGCGGUGCGUGCUGGCCUGGUGGGGCCCGAGCUGCAUGAGAAGUUGCUGUCGGCCGAGAAGGCCGUGACCGGCCACAAAGACCCCUACUCGGGGCAGAGCGUCUCUCUGUUCCAGGCCCUAAAGAAGGGCCUCAUCCCCAGGGAGCAGGGCUUGCGCCUGCUGGAUGCCCAGCUGUCCACAGGUGGCAUCGUGGACCCAAGCAAGAGCCACCGUGUGCCCGUGGACGUCGCCUAUGCCCGUGGCUACCUGGACGAGGAGACCAGCCGAGCCCUGUCGGCGCCCAGGGACGACGCCAAGACCUACUCCGACCCCCGCACACAAGAGCCGGUCACCUACAGCCAGCUGCAGCGGCAGUGCCGGUCCGACCCGCUCACGGGGCUGAGCCUGCUGCCACUCUCGGAGAAGGAGGCCCGGGCCCGGCGGGAGGGACUCUGCUCUGAGCUGCAGGCUCGCGAGACCUUUCAGAAGACCCCNAAGCUGCUGUCGGCCGAGCGCGCCGUCACCGGCUACACCGACCCCUACACCGGGGAGCGCAUCUCCCUCUUCCAGGCCAUGAAGAGGGACCUCAUCGUGCGCGACCACGGCGUCCGCCUGCUGGAGGCCCAGAUCGCCACGGGCGGCAUCAUCGACCCGGUGCACAGCCACCGCCUGCCCGUGGACGUGGCCCACCAGCGCGGCUACUUCGACGAAGAGAUGAGCCGCGUCCUGGCGGACCCGAGCGACGACACCAAGGGCUUCUUCGACCCCAACACGCACGAGAACCUCACCUACCUGCAGCUGCUGGAGCGCUGCGUGGAGGACCCGGAGACGGGUCUCUUGUUUUUGUCCUUGAGUGCCGUUUGAAUGGCCUUUAGCCUUUUCCUGGGUCCAUGUAUAAAACUUAUAUCAGUUAAUCAAGUGUUUAGGAAUAUUGCAAUUAUUUGUCAAUCCACUGUCCCUUGUGUUAUAUAUCUUUCUUGUCAUAAACCAAAAAUUUCCUUUAUCUUGCUAGUUUUCCCACUUUUCAAUUUUGUUGUAAUGUAACAUAAUCUUCUUUUCUUACUCUCGUCCGCGUAUCUCCUUUUUUGUUGCGAAUUCUUAGCACAUUUGUGUCUGAGACAAUAGUCGGUGAUGUUCUCUAUUAAAUC